Molecule: messenger RNA, 408 nt
Organism: Haemonchus placei
Lineage: Eukaryota; Metazoa; Nematoda; Chromadorea; Rhabditida; Trichostrongylidae
Source: the annotation of a GenBank genome assembly
AUGCUUGAGCAGCCACAUUUCGGUCCCUCCAUGAAAUGUCGCGAUGUGAUUGGCUCCGCUCUUCCUUUGAUUGGGCCUCACAAGGCUCUAGACAACCAGUUCCAAAAAGUCGCCCUCAUCAAUGAUGAUAUGUGCAUCAAUUGUGGGAAAUGCUACAUGACCUGUAAUGAUUCGGGUUACCAAGCCAUUUCCUUCAACAAAGAAACCCAUGUACCAAAAGUAAAUGAAGAUGAUUGUACUGGUUGUACCCUAUGUUACAGUGUCUGCCCUAUCCCAGAAUGUAUUCAAAUGGUACCUAGGAAAGGUCCAUGGAAAGCUCCAAAUCGCGGAGUGAAGCCAGCAUUUGAGCCGGGAACUCCUCCCGUUGUAAAAGUCAACACCCAAGGAAAGCUGAACUUGGAAAAGUAA